Molecule: messenger RNA, 462 nt
Organism: Nematocida major
Lineage: Eukaryota; Fungi; Microsporidia
Exons: 1
Coding region: 1-462 (153 amino acids)
Source: RefSeq, a predicted model, not a curated record
AUGAAGAGCGAGGGAAAAGAAGAGAUCCUUAAGGAAAUAAAAGAGCUUGAAAUCAGCGAGCUGAAGAAGAGCAAGCAUGCAAUAAUAAGCCGAAUAGUGCGGGGGAAGUUUCCAGAGGAGGAUCAAAUUGAGCUAAGGAGGGAGCUCCAAAAGAGGUUCAUCAAGGAGUCCGAGGGCAAGGAGGAAAAGCAUGAGGCAGAACUUGCAGGAACCGAAGAGGAGAUAAAAAAGCAGUGUGCCACGACAACGCACGCAGCGAAGAAGCUUGCAGAGUCGGACGGGAAGCUCUGCAAGGUGAAGCGGAGCCAGGAGAAAAUUUCCGAGGAGAUGAAAAAAGCAGAAGCAUCGCUGCAAAAGAAAAAAACAAAACAGUUCAAGGAGGAAAUUCUGUUUCUGGGCGCGUUUGGUCUUUUCUUUGGGAUAUGCUGCUAUAUUCUCAUGGACAAGUUUGUUUUAAACUGA